AUGCAGCAGAAUUCGCCAGACAUUGGCGUGACCCCCCAGGUCUACAUGUACUAUGCCAACAUGGCACCAAGCUCAUACUACCUACCGUUUGACGAGGCCAACCUACGGGCUUUGAGCAGACCAUCAGCUACGCCCUCCAUGAUCACGACAUCCACGGGCCCUGAGCAGGCUCUCCCCAUGACGAGGGAGAACAGCUUUGUUCAGACCAGCCCCCGCGUUGACAUCACGAGGAUGCCCUCGUCUGCCUCCUACGCCGACUCUCUCUCCGGCCACGCCAUGGCGGAGUUCCAGCAGUCAAACUUCUCCGAUCCAUUCAACCUGUCCGAAGAUCUCCUGGCAGUGGGCUGUGGCUUUACCAAUCCCACCACAAUGCAAUACUCGCCCCUGGAAUAUCAAACGUCCAUGUCCCCUACCUUUACUGCCGCUUCCAUGUAUCCGUCCCCUCCUGGUGCCGCUUUCAUGCAUCGAGGAGACUCAAUCUCCAGCGUCAGGUCGACUUCUUCUUUGGCAAACCGGGCCAGGGAGGCUCAAAAGCGGAUUCUGCAGGCACAAUCAACCUCCAUUGCGCCCAUGCCCCAGCCGCUGCCCCCAUCGCCGCCUAGAGCGACGCAUGGGAAGCGCACUACCCAGCAAGGCACCAAGGCUAAACAAAAGCCAAAGCACCCAAAGCUUCUCUGCGAGUUUUGCAACGAACACCCCGAUGGGUUCCGGGGCGAUCAUGAGUUGAGGCGCCACACCAUUGCCAAGCAUUGCCCAAUCGUCAAGAGGUUCGUCUGCCGUGACCCAAGAGAGACCGGCAUCCCCACCGUGCUCACGCCCCUCUACCCCCUUGCGCAAUGCAAGACCUGCGCCUCGAAAAAACAGUACAACGUCUAUUACAACGCGGCAGCCCAUCUUCGGCGCGCUCACUUCACAGAGAAGCCAAGACGAAGAAAGGCCGACAUGAGCACAGGCGAGGAGGGAGCCGAGGAGGGAGCCGAGAAGAGAGCCGAGAAGAAAACCGAGAAGAGAGGCAACAAGGGAGGUGGCAAGUGGCCUCCCAUGUCUGACCUCAAGGUUUGGUUCCUCGACACCGAAGUCGAGGUUGAAGGAUCUGCCUCGAUGGUUACGGGCGAUAACCCUCCAGAUGAAGGGUCUCUUUCCCCGGCAACAGCCUCUACUACGCACAUGAGCACCAGUCCCGAUUCGUUCGGACAAGGUGACUUUGCCAUGCCAGUGAGCUACGUGGACCAGCCGGCUCAGGAGGACUCGCAGUUCUCUUUCCUGUCUGCUGUCGACGACAAUGACAUGGACAUUGACCUGCUCGGUACAUCGCAAGAUUUCACGACAUCCAUGUUUCAAAACAUGGAUGACGUGGACUUCGAUUUCGCAUGUCUUGACGAUAUCCCCAAUGCUGGUUUGGAUUAUCCGCGGCUCUGA
Molecule: messenger RNA, 1419 nt
Organism: Trichoderma aggressivum f. europaeum
Lineage: Eukaryota; Fungi; Ascomycota; Sordariomycetes; Hypocreales; Hypocreaceae
Exons: 1
Coding region: 1-1419 (472 amino acids)
Source: RefSeq, a predicted model, not a curated record